AUGUCAACCACCGGCCUGCAUGGCGACUUUCACAGUGAAGCUUCCAUGUUUACCUUGUCUAGUACAAUUGACUGUUCUCCAUCAACCACAGGCCUGCAUGGUGACAUUCACAGUGACGUCUCCAUGUUUAUCCUGCCUGGUAGAAUUGACUGUUCUCCAUCAACCACCAACUUGCAUGGCGACAUUCACUGUGACGUCUCCAUGUUUACCCUGCCUGGUACAACUGACUGUUCUCUAUCAACCACAGGCCUGCAUGGUGACAUUCACAGUGACGCCUCCAUGUUUACCCUGCCUAAUACAAUUCACUGUUCUCCAUCAACCACAGGCCUGCAUGGUGACAUUCACAGUGACGUCUCCAUGUUUAUCCUGCCUGGUACAACUGACUGUUCUCCAUCAACCACCAACUUGCAUGGCGACAUUUACAGUGACGUCUCCAUGUUUACCCUGUUUAAUACAAUUCACUGUUCUCCAUCAACCACCAACUUGCAUGGCGACAUUCACAGUGACGUUCUCAUAUUUACCCUGCCUGGUACAACUGACUGUUCUCCAUCAACCGCCAACUUGCAUGGCGACAUUCACAGUGACGUCUCCAUGUUUACCCUGCCUGGUACAACUGACUGUUCUCUAUCAACCACAGGCCUGCAUGGUGACAUUCACAGUGACGCCUCCAUGUUUACCCUGCCUAGUACAAUUGACUGUUCUCCAUCAACCACAGGCCUGCAUGGUGACAUUCACAGUGACGUCUCCAUGUUUAUCCUGCCUAGUACAACUGACUGUUCUCCAUCAACCACCAACUUGCAUGGCGACAUUCACAGUGACGCCUCCAUGUUUACCCUGCCUAAUACAAUUCACUGUUCUCCAUCAACCACCAACUUGCAUGGCGACAUUCACAGUGACGUUCUCAUAUUUACCCUGCCUGGUACAACUGACUGUUCUCCAUCAACCACCGGCCUGCAUGGUGACAUUCACAGUGAUGUCUCCAUGUUUAUCCUGCCUAGUACAACUGACUGUUCUCCAUCAACCACCAACUUGCAUGGCGACAUUUACAGUGACGCCUCCAUGUUUACCCUGCCUAAUACAAUUGACUGUUCUCCAUCAACCACCGGCCUGCAUGGUGACAUUCACAGUAACAUCUUCAUGUUUACACUGCCUAUUAUAAUUGUCUGUUCUCCAUCAACCACAGGCCUACAUGGCGACAUUUAUAGUGACGUCUCCAUGUUUACCCUGCCUAGUACAACUGACUCUUCACUAUCGACCAGCGGCCUGCAUGGCGACAUUCACAUUGACGUCUGCAUGCUUUCACCCUGCCAAGUGUAA
This is a messenger RNA of Liolophura sinensis, 1317 nucleotides long. RefSeq names its product nuclear pore complex protein DDB_G0274915-like. The transcript has a single exon. Lineage: Eukaryota; Metazoa; Mollusca; Polyplacophora; Chitonida; Chitonidae. Bases 1 to 1317 code for a protein of 438 amino acids. The record is from RefSeq and is a predicted model, not a curated record.